AUGGAUUGUUAUCCUUCCCAACAACACUCGCAAUUUGAAGCUGAACCAGGCGCCUACGAUGGCUAUGCCAUAGACGAGCACGUAAAACCCUCUUCCAAUCGUCGUGAUUCGUCUUCAGGGAAACUCUUCGUUGGCGGCAUUUCGUGGGAAACUUCUCAAGAAUCAUUUUUUAAUUACUUCAGCAAAUAUGGAGAAGUAACAGAUUCAGUAAUAAUGACGAAUAAACUUUCUGGAAGGCCACGAGGGUUUGGCUUUGUAACAUUUGCCGAUUCAGCUGUUGCAGAUGAAGUUUUGGCACAGGAACAUACCAUUGAUGGCAGAGUGGUUGAAGUGAAGAGGACAGUCCCUAGGGAGGACAUGGAAGUUUUUGGAGUAUUAAAAACAAAGAAGAUAUUUGUAGGGGGAAUACCCCAACUUUUCACUGAUGAUGAGUUGAGGGGAUACUUUUCACCUUAUGGUGAUGUUAUUGAGUGCCAAAUCAUGCUAGAUCACAAUACUGGGCGAUCUAGAGGAUUUGGAUUUGUCACUUUUGAUGAUGAAGAUUCAAUCGAAAAAGUUUUUUCAGCGGGAAAAAUACAUGAAAUUGGAGGCAAGCAGGUUGAAAUUAAGAGAGCUGAGCCCAAAAGAUCUGGAGUUGAUCACAUCAGUACCACGCGAAAGUCGUAUGGUGGUUUUGGCAAUGGAAUGGAUGGAUAUGGUGGGAAUAGUUCUAGAAAUCGUAAUCAUGGAAAAAGAGGUGGACAGUAUACAGAUUCUGGAAUGAACGGAGCAUAUGGCCAUUUUGAGGGAAGCUUUGGUGGAAGUGCUGCCACUGUGUAUGGUGGUUAUUGUGGAUAUGGUUAUGGCUUUGGAUAUGGUGGGCCGAUGUAUUGCUAUGGCGGUUAUGGACUCAAUUCUUAUGGUAAUCCUCCUGGGAGUUAUGGUGGCAUUCCUUCCUAUGGAGAUGGUAAUGCAUAUGGAAGGAACGGUAGUUUCAAUCGCACCAGUGGCUAUGAUGGUGGCAAAGGGGCUGAGAAGGAUGAUGGUCCUACGACUGGAAGGUACCAUCCUUACUGGAAGUGA
Molecule: messenger RNA, 1062 nt
Organism: Sphenostylis stenocarpa
Lineage: Eukaryota; Viridiplantae; Streptophyta; Magnoliopsida; Fabales; Fabaceae
Source: the annotation of a GenBank genome assembly